Messenger RNA from Capra hircus (goat), 7576 nucleotides. RefSeq names its product myosin IXB (gene MYO9B). The record is from RefSeq and is a predicted model, not a curated record. Bases 135 to 6179 code for a protein of 2014 amino acids. The transcript is spliced from 41 exons. Lineage: Eukaryota; Metazoa; Chordata; Mammalia; Artiodactyla; Bovidae. Gene Ontology annotation, molecular function: microfilament motor activity; GTPase activator activity; protein binding. Gene Ontology annotation, biological process: intracellular signal transduction. Gene Ontology annotation, cellular component: myosin complex.
GCGGCCAGUCUAGCAGCGGGCUGGCGGCCGGGCGGGGACCUGGCCGGGGACCGGCGGCGCGCGGCGGCCGAGGCCCAGCUCCAGGACGUGCGCCCCGAGCCCGGGAGGCAUGCUGAGGCCAGGCUGCCGGCAGGAUGAGUGUGAACGAGGCGGGCAGCGCCGGCCGCCGGGGGCAGGCGGCUUACCACCUGCACAUCUACCCGCAGCUGGCCACCAGCGAGAGCCAGGCACCACCCCUGGCCUCAUGCCGCGUGCCGGCCACCAAGGACAGCACCACGUCCGACGUCAUCCAGGACGCCAUCGCCCGCCUGCAGCUGGACGGCAGCAAGCGCUACGUGCUGGUGGAGGUCAAGGAGACGGGCGGGGAGGAGUGGGUGCUGGACGCCAGCGACUCGCCCGUGCACCGCGUGCUGCUGUGGCCGCGGCGGGCGCACGACGAGCACCCGCGGGAGGACGGCUACUACUUCCUGCUGCAGGAGCGCGACCCCGACGGCACCAUCAAGUACUUGCACAUGCAGCUUGCGUCCCAGGCCACGGCCACUCGGCGCCUGGUGGAGCGCGGCCUCCUGCCCCGGCCACAGGCGGACUUUGACGACCUGUGCAACCUCCCCGAGCUGACGGAGGAGAACCUCCUGAAGAACCUCAGGCACCGCUUCCUACAGCGGAAGAUCUACACGUACGCCGGCAGCAUCCUUGUAGCCGUCAACCCCUUCAAGUUCCUCCCCAUCUACAACCCGAAGUACGUGAAGAUGUACGAGAACCAGCAGCUGGGCAAGCUGGAGCCUCACGUGUUUGCGCUGGCCGACGUGGCCUACUACUCCAUGCUCCGGAAGCACGUCAACCAGUGCAUCGUCAUCUCGGGCGAGAGCGGCUCGGGCAAGACGCAGAGCACCAACUUCCUGAUCCACUGCCUCACCGCCCUGAGCCAGAAGGGCUAUGCCAGCGGCGUCGAGAGGACCAUCCUCGGCGCUGGCCCCGUGCUGGAGGCUUUUGGAAAUGCUAAAACAGCUCACAACAACAAUUCCAGCCGAUUUGGGAAAUUCAUCCAGGUCAACUACCUGGAGAGCGGCAUCGUGAGAGGAGCGGUUGUCGAAAAGUACCUGCUUGAAAAGUCUCGCCUGGUCUCUCAGGAGAAGGAUGAGAGGAACUACCACGUGUUUUAUUAUUUGUUACUUGGCGUCAGCGAGGAAGAGCGUCGGGAAUUUCAGCUCAAGCAGCCUGAAGAUUAUUUCUACCUCAACCAGCAUAACUUGAAGAUCGAGGACGGAGAGGACCUGAAGCACGACUUUGAAAGACUCAAGCAGGCCAUGGAGAUGGUGGGCUUCCUUCCUGCCACCAAGAAGCAGAUUUUUUCCAUCCUCUCGGCCAUCUUGUACCUAGGCAACAUCAAUUACAGGAAGAGAGCCACGGGCCGAGACGAAGGCCUGGAGGUUGGGCCCCCCGAGGCGCUGGACACGCUGUCGCAGCUCCUGAAGGUGAAGCGGGAAAUCUUAGUGGAAGUUCUGACCAAAAGAAAAACAGUGACCUCCAAUGACAAGCUCAUCCUUCCCUAUAGUCUCAGCGAGGCCAUCACCGCCCGUGACUCCAUGGCCAAGUCACUGUACAGCGCGCUGUUCGAUUGGAUUGUGCUGCGGAUCAACCACGCUCUCCUCAACAAGAAGGACAUGGAGGAGUCUGUCUCGUGCCUGUCUAUCGGAGUCCUCGACAUCUUUGGGUUUGAAGACUUUGAGAGGAACAGUUUUGAGCAGUUCUGCAUCAACUACGCCAACGAGCAGCUCCAGUAUUACUUCAACCAGCACAUUUUCAAGCUAGAGCAGGAGGAGUACCAGAGCGAAGGGAUCUCUUGGCACACCAUCGACUACACAGACAACGUGGGCUGCAUCCACCUGAUCAGCAAGAAGCCCACCGGCCUCUUCUAUCUGCUGGACGAAGAGAGCAACUUUCCGCAUGCCACGAGCCAGACUCUGCUGGCCAAGUUCAAACAGCAGCACGAGGACAACAGGUACUUCCUCGGCACCCCCGUCAUGGAGCCGGCCUUCAUCAUCCAGCACUUUGCAGGGAAGGUGAAAUAUCAGAUCAAGGACUUCCGAGAGAAGAACAUGGACUACAUGAGGCCAGACAUCGUGGCCCUCCUGCGGGGCAGUGACAGCUCGUACGUGCGGGAGCUCAUCGGCAUGGACCCCGUGGCCGUGUUCCGCUGGGCGGUGCUCCGGGCUGCCAUCCAGGCCAUGGCUGUGCUCCGGGAGGCUGGGCGCCUGCGGGCCGAGAGAGCUGAAAAGGCUGCAGCAGGUCUGGACAGCUCUGGUGCCCAAGGUCACCUGGGAGAACUACAGAAAGGAGCCAGCACCCCAUCAGAAAAACUGUACCGCGAUUUGCAUGACCAAAUCAUCCGGAGUAUCAAAGGAUUGCCCUGGCAGGGUGACGACCCCCGUAAGCUUCUCCAGUCCCUCAAUCGGCUCCAGAAACCCCGCACCUUCAUCCCGAAAAAUAAAGGUAUCAAACAAAAGCAGAUCAUUCCAAAGAACCUGCUGGACUCCAAAUCCCUGAAGCUGAUUAUCAGUAUGACCCUGCAUGACCGCACCACCAAGUCUCUGCUACACCUGCACAAGAAGAAGAAGCCGCCCAGCAUCAGUGCCCAGUUCCAGACUUCCCUGAAUAAGCUCCUGGAGGCACUGGGGAAGGCAGAGCCCUUCUUCAUCCGCUGCAUUCGCUCCAACGCUGAGAAGAAAGAGCUGUGUUUCGAUGAUGAGCUGGUGCUGCAGCAGCUGCGCUACACAGGCAUGCUGGAGACUGUGCGGAUUCGGAGGUCAGGCUACAGCGCCAAGUACACGUUCCAGGAUUUCACGGAGCAGUUCCAGGUGCUUCUCCCGAAGAAUGCCCAGCCAUGCAGGGAGGUCAUCUCUGCCCUGCUGGAGAAGAUGGACAUAGACAAGAGGUGCUACCAGAUCGGCAAGACCAAGGUCUUUCUGAAGGAGACGGAGCGGCAGGCCCUGCAGGAGACCCUGCACCGGGAGGUCGUGCGGAAGAUCCUGCUGCUGCAGAGCUGGUUCCGGAUGGUGCUGGAGCGCAGGCACUUCCUGCAGACGCGGCGGGCGGCCAUCACGAUCCAGGCCUGCUGGCGGUCCUACCGCGUCCGCCGGGCACUGGAGAGGACGCAGGCGGCCGUGUUCCUCCAGGCCGCAUGGAGGGGCUACCGGCAGCGGGCAGCCUACCGGCGCCAGAGACAGAGCAUCAUCCGCCUCCAGAGUCUCUGCCGGGGGCACCUGCAGCGCAAGAGCUUCAGCCAGAUGGUGGAGGAGAAGCAGAAAGCUGAAGAGAAGGAGAGGGAAGCCGAGCAAGCUGCGAAGGAGGAAACCGCCGAGGCCGGGCUGGCCCAGGCAGCUGGCCCAGAACCUGAGCGGGGCCUAGAACCCUCCACGGAGGGCGAGCCUUUGGACCUGGAGCCCGAGGUAUGGCCCAACGACGGGGCUCCCCCAGCCGAGAGCUGCCAACGUGAGAAGGAGGUCCCGAGCGUGGAGAAGGCGCCCCCAACCCAGAAACACGCGGGUGAAGGGCGCGAGAAAGUGCCCCGCAGCCGAGAGAAGCGUGAGUCACGGCGACAGCGGGGGCUGGAGCACGUAAAGCUCCAGAACAAGCACAUCCAGUCCUGCAAGGACGAGCACACCCUCAGAGAACUUUCUGGAAAGGCUGUCCCGGAGUCAGAGGAGAGCCUCCCGGAAGACACAAAGGAGGGCAGGGAAGAUGAAAGCCCUUCGGAUGCCAGGACUGAGAUGGAGAUGGCAGCCCCCAAGAAGCAGCCUCAGGUGCCCCCACAGGCCCCGCCGAGCAGCCCGGACUCGGGAGAAGCCCAGGCCGGGAGCCCCAGGCCCAGCCACGAGGAACGACCCACCAGCCUGGCCCUGGACACCAGGGUCGCCGUGCUGGGUCCCAGUGCCACCCCGGAGACCCCCAAGGACAAGAGCAAGCCAGGGGUCAGCCCCAGGGCCCAGGACAGGCCUGACAGUCCUGGAGGCUCCACACAGAUUCAGCGGUACCGGGACCCUGACACUGAGCGGCUGGCCAACGCCGUGGAGCUGUGGCGGGGCAAAAAGCUGAUGACCACAGGCAGCAACACCAUGCUGAGUCAGUCCCUGGACCUCAGCGAGCGGCACCGGGCCGUGGGGGCCACCCUCACACCCACAGAGGAGAGGCGCGUCUCCUUUUCCGCGAGUGACGUCUCCAAGCUCCUCCUGUCCCCAUCCCAGACCAAGACUCAGCCUUCUGCAGAAACAGAUGGGGAGCCCAGCACGAAGAAGCUGACCAUCCAGAAAAAGAAGUCAGCCGACGCAGCCUCAGGGACGGACGCCAGCCUGUCCCCAGGCUCUGCCGAGUCUAAAUCCGCGUUUAAGAGACUUUUCCUUCACAAGAACAAGGAUAAGAAAUUCAGCCCGGAGGGUGGAGAAGAGACAGAGGGCGCCGUCCCCGGGCAAGCCAUCCUGGAAGCCGCCACCACAAAGAAGAAUGUAGAAGGUGAGAAGCACCCCAAGGAGCCAGGAGGCAAAGGGAAGAAGAACCGAAACCUCAAGAUUGGCAAAAUCACGGUGUCAGAGAAGUGGCGAGAGUCCGUGUUCCGCCAGAUCACCAACGCCAAUGAGCUCAAGUACCUGGAUGAAUUCCUGCUCAACAAGGUGAAUGACCUGCGUUCCCAGAAGACUGCCAUUGAAAGCUUAUUCAUCGAAGCCACCGAGAAGUUCCGGAGCCACCUCAAGACCAUGUACUCCUUGCCCAACGGGGAGAUCCACGUGGGCUACAAGGACCUCACGGAGAACUACCAGAUCGUCGUGAACAACCUGGCAGCCGAGCGCGGCGAGAAGGACACCAACCUGGUCCUCAACCUCUUCCAGUCACUGCUGGACGAGUUCACCCGUGGGUACACCAAGAACGACUUCGAGCCUCCCAAGCAGAGCAAAGCUCAGAAGAAAAAGCGGAAGCAGGAACGCGCUGUCCUGCAGCACAAUGGACACGUGUUCGUCAGCUACCAAGUGAGCAUCCCCCAGUCCUGUGAGCAGUGCCUCUCCUACAUCUGGCUCAUGGACAAGGCCCUGCUCUGCAGCGUGUGCAAAACCACCUGCCACAAGAAGUGUGUGCACAAGAUUCAGACCUGCUCCAUCAUGUGCUGGAAGAAGACUGAACCAGGCGCUGAGUCGGGCCACUUUGGCGUGUGCGUGGACAGCCUGACCAGCGACAAGGUCUCAGUGCCCAUCGUGCUGGAGAAGCUUUUGGAACACGUGGAGAUGCACGGCUUGUACACCGAGGGCCUCUACCGCAAGUCGGGUGCCGCCAACCGCACGAGGGAGCUCCGGCAGGCGCUGCAGACAGACCCCAUGGCAGUCAAACUGGAGAACUUCCCCAUCCACGCCAUCACCGGGGUGCUCAAGCAGUGGCUGCGGGAGCUGCCCGAGCCCCUCAUGACCUUCGCCCAGUAUGGUGAUUUCCUCCAUGCCGUCGAGCUCCCAGAGAAGCAGGAGCAGCUGGCUGCCAUCUAUGCUGUCCUGGAGCACCUGCCAGAAGCCAACCACAACUCCCUGGAGCGGCUCAUCUUCCACUUGGUCAAGGUGGCCCUGCUCGAGGAUGUGAACCGCAUGUCACCCAGCGCGCUGGCCAUCAUCUUCGCGCCCUGCCUCCUGCGAUGCCCCGACAACUCAGACCCCCUGGUCAGCAUGAAGGAUGUCCUCAAAAUCACCACGUGCGUGGAGAUGCUGAUCAAAGAACAGAUGAGGAAGUACAAAGUGAAGAUGGAGGAGAUCAACCAGCUGGAGGCUGCUGAGAGCAUGGCCGUUCGAAGGCUUUCUCUGCUGCGCCAGAAUGCUCCAUGGCCUCUCAAACUGGGGUUUUCGUCUCCCUAUGAGGGGGUCCUGAUUAAGAACCCCAAGGCCCGGGGGAGCAGCAGCAGUGGCCCGGAGGAGCUGGGGGUGCUGCCGGAGGAGGAAGCAGCCGGCGGCGAUGAGGACCGGGAGAAGGAGAUCCUAAUCGAGCGGAUCCAGUCCAUCAAAGAGGAGAAGGAGGACAUCACGUAUCGGCUGCCAGAGCUGGACCCUCGGGGCUCCGACGAGGAGAACUUGGACUCAGAGACAUCGGCCAGCACCGAGAGCCUGUUGGAAGAGCGGGCUGGGAGGGGGGCCUCGGAAGGUCAGUAUUAAGGGCCCCCCGCGCCUGCUCUCCCCUGCCCCGGCGCGCCCACCCCGAGCCCCCUCCCUGAGGCAGCCGCCCCUCCUCGACGAAGGCCGUCGUCCUUCAUGACGGUCAGAGUGAAGACCCCCCGGCGGACCCCGAUCAUGCCCACGGCCAACAUCAAGCUUCCGCCUGGCCUGCCCUCCUAUCUCCCUGGCCGAGUGCCUGGUACCCAGGAAGCUGCCACCACAGUGAGGCGCCGAGAGCCACCGGCCCGCCGCCCAGACCAGGUACACUCCGUGUAUAUCACGCCAGGCACUCACCUGCCCACUCAGGGCCCUCAGGAGCCCCUGGACAAGGAUGACCGGCCGCCUGGGGCCAAGCGGAGGUAUUCGGAUCCCCCAACCUACUGCCUGCCCUCUUCCUCGGGCCAGGCCAAUGGCUGAGGGCCCUCAGCUGCCAGCAUCCACACGUCCGAGGAUGGCCCAGUCCCCGAGCUGGGCACCAGAGCUCCAGAGCCAGCAUUCAGCGAUCUGAGAAAGAUCAAGAGUGGAAAGCUCCAAGAGUGAUGUGAGGUGGGCACUGGCUCCAAGUGAGUUUAGGCGGGGAGAGGCCGGCUGAGGCCUAGCCACCCUUGCUGAGCCCCCACGUCACACGGAGGCGCCCGAUCAGAGCACCGAAUCAUGGCGGGCGGCCCGGCAUCUCCCAGCUCCCCUUUUGUACGUUUUCAAGGUCACUGUUUCUUUGUGCAUGGUUUACAUAAGUUUAAACUGUAACAGCCUUAACAGAAGACCAAAUUGUUUUUAUAUGUAUAUGUACAAACUUUUAUAUUAACGCCCUGCAUCUCCCUUAUAACCUGGAUGUGAGUCUUCAGAGCAAGCCCACACAGCCGCCAAGCUUCGGAGGCUCAGACCCACGCUGAGGGGGCCAAGGGCUAGGACUCUGCAUGAGGGGUUUGGACACUUGUGGCCCCUGACUGCCCCGUACUGUGUCCCGGCCAGUGGCUAUCUGGCCCAUUCAAGGGAACAGUGGAGCAUUCCGUGGUGAUCAAGACUGUUGGCUAGAGCCAGGACACAGGGUGGUAGGCAGCCUCCACCCCAGGCGCCACAGACCUCACAUUAUUCCAGGGAUACUCGAAUGUGGCCAUCACUCCUCGGUCUGUUGUGCCGCGGACAGAGAAGACCACCUUGGCACUGCCCACCGCAUGUGGCAGAACAGGAGCCCACAACUCAGGACCGUUCACGGGUGGGGAGGGCAAGGCCUGGGCUUGUAUGUCUCUGCAAAUCUACAGUGACAGUCUGGGCAUCUGCACAGAGGGGGAUUCCCCUCUUAGGCUCAGCCCACUCUCCCAACACCUGGACCCACGGUGCCAGGUCUGGGACAAGAGACACCCACAGGCCAUGUGAAAUAAAGAAAAAGUGCCUAA